AUAUACAGGAGUGUUAAUUAUUUUGAAAUAUAUAUAAUGGCUGGUUUACCAGAUAAGCUUGUUGCACAGGUGGCUUUCAAGGCUGGUGGAGAUGUGUUUCAUCAUCUGAUAGCUAAGAACCCUAAUCACUUUAACAAAGUGUGUCCUUCCAAAGUCCAAGCUUGUGAACUCCAACAAGGGCAGUUUGGAACAACUGGAUCUGUCAUCCAGUGGAAAUACGUCCUCGAGGGGAAAGAGGGAAUUGCAAAACAAGUCAUAGAGGUAGAUGAGGAAAAGAAGCAAGUUAUAUUCAAAAUGAUUGGAGGAGAUUUGCUUGAGCUAUACAAAAACAUGGUGGUAACCUAUCAUGUUGAGACCAGAGGAGGCAUCGACUUUAUAACUUGGACUAUAGAUUAUGAGCUGAUCAAUGCAGAAACUCCACACCCAGUUGCAGUCUUGAACUACUUCAUUGAGUUCACUAAAGAAAUUGAGGCUCAUAUUUUUGGAUAAAUUGCGUCCUUUUACUCGUUGGGGCUUCAUCAAUCCAUAAACAUAAUUAAUAAUUGUCUAUGUAAGUUAAAUAAAUUUAGCAUGUAUCUAUGUUAGAUGUUGCUAAAAAAAUGUGUGUUGUGAACAAGCAUUGGUGAAGCAAUAUGGUUGUGCUUUGAUAAGUGUCAUGUUUCUAUUUCAGAUUAUCUUCUGUGGUAUUUAUUUAAUAAAAUAUUUAUUUAUCUUUCGUUUCAAUUAAUAA
This is a messenger RNA of Salvia splendens (bonfire salvia), 730 nucleotides long. RefSeq names its product MLP-like protein 34. The record is from RefSeq and is a predicted model, not a curated record. The transcript has 2 exons. NCBI's taxonomy places the organism in Eukaryota, Viridiplantae, Streptophyta, Magnoliopsida, Lamiales, Lamiaceae. Bases 37 to 489 code for a protein of 150 amino acids. Gene Ontology annotation, biological process: defense response.